Molecule: messenger RNA, 3685 nt
Organism: Diospyros lotus (date-plum)
Lineage: Eukaryota; Viridiplantae; Streptophyta; Magnoliopsida; Ericales; Ebenaceae
Product: nodulin homeobox
Exons: 19
Coding region: 286-3165 (959 amino acids)
Biological process (GO): flower development
Molecular function (GO): single-stranded DNA binding
Source: RefSeq, a predicted model, not a curated record
CUGGCGCUCAGGUUAUGCGACUCACCGCACCGGCGCAAUUUAGCGAUCGCCGUCCCCAUCACGAGCCAGUAAUUAAUCAACAAAAGCGCAUGUUAACGUAGUCCACAAUCAGAGUAUCAACGCUGCGCCCGGAAAAUCCCAACUCCAGCACGUACAUUCGUACGGUUUGGGCUCGCGAAUUUCUCUCUUAUUUGUUAUUAAUUUUUGCUCUCAAUUUUUGUCGCUCGAAGAUUCUCUCUCGCUCUCUUCGAUUCUGUCGCUACAGUUGACUGAAGAUUGCAAAGAAUGAGGCACGGCAGGGAAGAAUCAUCUACUGGCACGGGACAUCAAGCUGUUGACUUAAUUUCUGCAGUGAAAGAAUUACACAAGCUCAGCACUCUGGAGCUUAAUAAACUAAUUAACUCAGAGAAUUUUGUCCUUCAGAUGUUCACUGAAACUGGGUCAUCUAUUCUGAUUGAGGUGGAAAAAUUUGCAAGGUAUCUCCCGUUGCAUCUCGUUGCAAAGGUCAUGUUGUCUGAAAGAGAUGAAGCCUUGUUCAAAUAUUUGUUAUGCGGGGUUCGACUCUUGCACUCCUUGUGCGAUCUAGCACCUAGACAUCCUAAGCUAGAGCAGAUUUUACUAGAUGAUGUGAAAAUAUCAGAGCAGCUUCUGGAUUUGGUCUUUUAUCUUCUUAUAGUUCUCAGCAAUUAUAGACAGGAACACCACAGAACAAGUUUUAUGCCCCUACUGCAUUCAACUUUAGUAGCCUGUAGUCUAUACCUAUUGACAGGAUGUAUUGCUUCUCAGUGGCAAGAUACUGCUUCUGUUUUGGUUGCUCACCGUAAGGUUGAUAUAUUUAUGGAUGCUGCUUUUGCAGCACUUCGAGUGGACAUCAAAUUUCUCCAGUAUAAGAUGACUGGUCAAUGUACUGAUAUGGAAAUAAACUCAGGUUCUAUUGCUGAAGGAACAUUGGAUUAUUUGUGCCAGCAAUGUGAGGCUUCUUUGCAGUUUCUUCAAUCACUGUGUCAGCAGAAGUCAUUCCGAGAGCGCCUUGUCAAAAAUAAGGAAUUAUGUGGAAAAGGUGGCAUUCUUUUACUGGCUCAAGCUAUAUUGAAUCUAAAGAUAAUGCCACCUUUUAAAGAGUCAUCCUUUGUUGUGGCUGCCGUUUCCAGGCUGAAGUCUAAAAUUUUAUCAGUUCUGUUGCAUCUCUGCGAAGCAGAAAGUAUCUCUUACCUGGAUGAGGUAGCCAGCACUCCUCAAACCCUGAAUCUGGCAAAAUCUGUUGCCUUAGAGGUUCUUGAAUUAUUGAAGACUAUGGUUGUUAGAGAACCACAACAGCUUGAUGCUUGCUCCAACAAAAAUUACCCAACGGGGCUUUUGCAACUGAAUGCAAUGCGCCUGUCAGAUAUAUUAUCAGAUGACUCAAACUUUCGAUCAUUUAUCACUAUAUACUUUACAGAAGUUCUGGCUGCAAUAUUUUCACUCCCACAUCAAGAAUUCUUGUCUAGAUGGUGUGCAUCAGACCUUCCAAUUUGGGAAGAAGAUGCUACUCUUGAGUAUGACUCAUUUGUGGCAGCUGGAUGUAUUUUAGAUUUAAUUUCAACGUCCGAUUUGAGUGUAAUGAAUACUGGAUCCAACUUCACUCCUAGUAACAUGCCAAGGGCUUCCUAUGCACAUCAGAGAGCAUCAUUGUUGGUCAAAAUAAUGGCAAAUCUCCAUUGUUUUGUUCCAGAAAUCUGUAAAGAGGAGGAGGAUUUAUUCCUUAACAAGUUUCUUGAGUGCUUACGAGCUGAGCUACCUAAGUUAUCAGCUUGUGAUUCUGAGAAAGCUGGCACUGUUAGCAAGAACUUACGUUCCUUGUUGAGUCAUGCGGAGUCUCUGACUCCUCCUUUUCUAAAUGAGGAUGAUGUACAUCUUUUAAGGGUGUUUAUUAUGCGAUUAGAAUCGCUGGUCAGUCCAGCUGAAUUUGAAGUUAAUCAAGUUCAGGAAAGCAAAUUUGAGGGAUCGAUAUGUGGGGAUAAGUUAUCAAAACUCAGUAUCAGUGAACAUCUUCAGGAGGCUCAAAGUGCUGGUCGAUGCUCUUCGCCCCUUUUAGAUAAAGUUGGUCCUGAUCGUACCAACAGAAGUGGGAACCUGAAAGAGGGCAUGUCAGAGAACUCGGCUUUCCAGGAAGAGGACCAAUACUAUGUCAGGAGCAACUGCAUAGAUCAAACUGUUGUGAAACCAGAUAAGGGGGAAGAGAAAGCCAAAUCUGGCAGGGACACUGCAAAUUUAAGGGAGACUGAGAGGGAUAAUCAGAAUGUUGAAACAAGUGGCUCAGAUUCAAGCUCUACUCGAGGAAAGAAUGUUGUUAAUCAAAGGCAAAAUGUUGAGUUUCAAGAGUCGAGUGAGCAAAUCAAAGAAAGUGGGUUUGGAGGACUUAGAGAGGAAGAGAAGGUUGAAACUAUUCAAUUUGAAGAGAAGCAGAGAAGAAAAAGAAAGCGCACCAUAAUGAAUGAUAAACAGAUUUCCCUGAUUGAGAGGGCCCUCUCGGUUGAACCUGACAUGCAACGCAAUGCUGCUUCAAUACUAUUAUGGGCAGAAAAUUUAAGUUCCCAUGGUUCAGAGGUUACUGCUUCUCAACUAAAAAAUUGGCUGAAUAAUCGAAAAGCCAGGCUAGCCCGAGCAGCUAAGGAUGCUCGUGUGCCAUCUGAAGAAAACAAUGCUUUUCCUGACAAACAGGGGGGCUCAGGAAUUGCUUCUCACUAUGACUCGGCUGAGAGCCCUGCUGAGGAUGUUUACAUGUCAUCCAGUACAAGAGGGACUCACCCGAACAGAAUUGGAGAAAGCCCUUCCAAGAUUGGUAGUAGGGAAAAAUCAGAGACCGGGCUUGCAGAAUUUGUUGACAUUGCGUCUGCAGGAUUUGUUCAUUGCGCACCUGGUCAGCACGUUGUGCUAGUAGAUGGUCAACGAGAAGAAAUUGGCAAGGGAAAGGUGCAUCAGGUGCAAGGCAGAUGGUUUGGGCGUAACUUGGAGGAAUCAAAUGCGUGUGUUGUGGAUGUUAUUGAGCUUAAGGCUGAGAGAUGGACGAGUCUUCCACACCCGGGUGAAGCCACGGGCACCUCAUUUGACGAAGCUGAACAGAAACUUGGCUCAAUGAGAGUGUUGUGGGAUUCCAACAAACUUUUCAUGCUGCCCCCUCGGUGAAUACAUACCAUCACACAUCUCUUUCUUAGAAGACUAAGACUGAAGCUAUGGCUGCGGGAGUGAGGAGGUCCACUGGGUUGAGCCUUUCUGGGAAAAUUUCAAGAGGGUUUCCACCAAGCAAAGCGGCCAAUCUUCAUUACUUUUAGCACAUGAUGGUGGAUAAGAGGCUCAUUUCUAGCAGCAAUGCUAGAAAAUGAAGACCCGACUCGACUUGGCAUCCCGACUGCUAAUACAUUUGGUGGAGUGAUGAGGAAUCGCGUGGAUCAUGUAUAGCAAAAUUUUUAUCCGAAUUAUAUACUGUACUGCGUGCCUCACCAGGGGCGACCUUCGGGUUUUCUAUCUCUCUAAAUGUAUACAUUUGAUGCUUAUAUAUCUGUCACUCUUUUUUCUUUUGUUUGGAAAAGAAUGGGGGCGGGGAAGGAUUUUAGCAGAAUUUACAUCUCCAGUUUGGUUGAUUGUGGGAUUUGUUUCUAUUACUUUUUAAGUGGAAUCCAAUUGUUGUAGUUUUGUUUUGUCGUAA